ACUACACCACUGGUAACAAAGACUACACCACUGGUAAUGAUGACUUCACCACUGGUAAUGAAGAUUUCAACACUGGUAAUGAAGACUACAACACUGGUAAUAAAGACUACACCACUGGUAACAAAGACUACACCUUUGGUAAUGAAGACUUCACCACAGGUCAUGAAGACUACAACACUGGUAAUGAAGACUACAACAUUGGUAAUGAAGACUACAACACUGGUAACAGAGACUACACCUCUGGUAAUGAAGACUUCACCUAUGGUAAUAAAGACUACACCACUGGUAACAAAGACUUCACCUUUGGUAAUGAAGAUUUCAACACUAGUAACAAAGACUACAACACUGGUAACAAAGACUACACCACAGGUAAUAAUGACUACACUGGUAAUGAAGACUAUACCACUGGUAACAAAGACUACACCACUGGUAAUGAAGACUACAACACUGGUAACAAAGACUACAACACUGGAAACAAAGAUUACACCACUGGUAAUGAUGAAUACAACGCUGGUAACAAAGACUACACCACUGGUAACAAAGACUACACCACUAGUAAUGAAGACUACACCACUGACUACAACAUUGGUAAUGAAGACUACAACACUGGUAAUGAAGACUACACCACUGAUAACAAAGACUACACCACCGGUAAUGAAGACUUCACCACUGGUAAUGAAGACUACAACACUGGUAAUGAAGACUACAACACUGGUAACAAAGACUACACCACUGGUAAUGAAGACUACACCACUGGUAACGAAGGCUACACCACUGGAAAUGAAGACUACACCACUGACUACAACACUGGAAAUGAAGACUACAACACUGGUAACAAAGACUACACCACUGGUCAACAAGACUACACCACUGGUAACCAAGACUUCACCACUGGUUAUGAAGACUACAACACUGGUAAUGAAGACUACAACACUGGUAACAAAGACUACACCACUGGUAAUGAAGACUACAACACUGGUAAUGAAGACUACAACACUGGUAACAAAGACUACACCACUGGUCAACGAGACUACACCACUGGUAACCAAGACUUCACCACUGGUUAUGAAGACUACAACACUGGUAAUGAAGACUACAACACUGGCAAUGAAGACUACAACACUGGUAACAAAGACUACACCACUGGUAGCAAAGAGUACUGCACUGGUAAUGAAGAUUACAGCACUGGUAAUGAAGACUACACCACUGGUAACGAAGGCUACACCACUGGUAAUGAAGACAACACCACUGGUAAUGAAGACUACACCACUGGUAACGAAGGCUACACCACUGGUAAUGAAGACUACAACACUGGUAAUGAAGACAUCACCACUGGUCAACAAGACUACACAAAUGGUAACCAAGACUUCACCACUGGUUAUGAAGACUACAACACUGGUAAUGAAGACUACAACACUGGUAAUGAAGACUACACCACUGGUAACGAAGGCUACACCGCUGACUACACCACUGGUAACAAAGACUACGCCACUGGUAACAAAGACUACGCCACUGGUUAUGAAGAGUACACCACUGGUAACAAAGACUACACCACCGGUAACAAAGACUACACCACUGGUAACAAAGACUAUGCCACUGGUAACAAAGACUACACCACUGGUAACAAAGACUACACCACUGGUAACAAAGACUACGCCACUGGUAACAAAGACUACGCCACUGGUAACAAAGACUACGCCACUGGUAAUGAAGACUACACCACUGGUAACAAAGACUACGCCACUGGUAACAAAGACUACGCCACUGGUAACAAAGACUACGCCACUGGUAAUGAAGACUACACCACUGGUAAUGAAGACUACAACACUGGUCAGGAGGACAACUGUUAG
This is a messenger RNA of Procambarus clarkii (red swamp crayfish), 1850 nucleotides long. Lineage: Eukaryota; Metazoa; Arthropoda; Malacostraca; Decapoda; Cambaridae. The record is from RefSeq and is a predicted model, not a curated record.